This is a messenger RNA of Labeo rohita (rohu), 2520 nucleotides long. It is a transcript of the gene tmem209, whose product is annotated as transmembrane protein 209. Bases 99 to 1805 code for a protein of 568 amino acids. Gene Ontology annotation, cellular component: membrane. The record is from RefSeq and is a predicted model, not a curated record. The transcript is spliced from 15 exons. NCBI's taxonomy places the organism in Eukaryota, Metazoa, Chordata, Actinopteri, Cypriniformes, Cyprinidae.
UUCAACAGCAAUUUAUUUGCUGCUCCUUUCACUCGUUUUGAAAUUCUGUAGCGUUUCUGACUUCACAUCUCAUACUUUACCGCGUUCAUGGAGGGCUGAUGCAGAGGAACUUAUGGUUUGGUAGAGGAUCAAGUGCAGAUAUGACACCAUCAAAAGAAGGCAUGUCCUCCCUCAUCGAAAAGACCAUAAAGCUGAGGAGGGAGGAACAGGCACGGCAGGUUGUCCUGGCAUGGGCUGUGCUGAAUAUGUCUUUGGCUGGGAUGAUCUAUACUGAGAUGUCUGGGAAGCUUCUUAGCAGAUACUAUAACAUAACCUACUGGCCCAUCUGGUAUAUUGAGCUUGCCUUGGCUUCCCUGUUCAGUCUCAAUGCGCUUUUUGACUUCUGGAAGUAUUUCAAGUACACCAUGGCCCCGUCCACGAUCACCAUCAGUCCAGAGCAACAUCAACUUCUUGGACUCAAGGGCUCAGGGAUUCAAGCCUCUCCACCUCAGAAACAAGAAAAGAAAGAAGCUCCAGUCUCAGUCCAGUCGUCGCCCCUGCAGGGACAGAAUGUACUCAGUUUUAGCCCUGCACGACCUUCAAGCACCAGCCCCAAGUUUUCCCCCAGCUGUGUGUCUGGGUUCAGUCCACCUCUGAGCAGCCCUUCUUCAGCAGGAGGACCCUUCUCACCCUCCAUGGCAUUUGGCAAGGUGAUGAACUAUAGUCCAUCUCCAAGCUCUUCUCCAUACCCAAGCAACCUCGGACCGGCAGAGGGCACUAGUCUCCGUGCUCGUUACCGCACAUCCCCGUCUGUCUUUAAUUCGCCCGGAGGUAAGGAGGACUACAUUGAUGAUCUGAAGACUUUGGAGAAGUUUUUACGCACGGAAGAGGAGAAAAGCCACCGCAGUCAAUUGGGGAGUCCAGAGUCAACAUCUCCAAGACACAGUCCAUCAUUCUGGAACUACAGUCGUUCAGUAGGAGAUUAUGCGCAGAGUCUAAGGAAGUUUCAGUAUCAGCCGGCCUGCCGUUCACAGGCACCAUCUGCCCAUAAAGACGACACAGAGCUGGGCUCUAAACAAGCUGCUGAAGAGGUCUGGGCAAGAAUCACAACGAGUCGAGCGGUGACGGAUAGUAUUGACAGCUGGACUGCUAAACUGAGAAAUUGGAUAAAUGACACCAUUCUAGUUCAUCUGGUCCGAGAGAUAGACUCAGUCAACAGUCAGCUCAGGAGGAUGGGCUGCCCUGAGCUCCAGAUCGGAGAGGCCAGUAUCAGCAGUCUCAAACAAGCUGCUGUGGUCAAAGCUUCUGCAAUCCCCACCCUCAAUGCUAUCGUACAAUAUCUGGACGUCACACCAAACCAGGAAUAUCUUGUGGAGAGAAUUAAGGAACUAGCCCACAGUGGCUGCAUGAGCUCUUUCCGCUGGAAUGGAGGAGGAGACCUGAAAAAUCGGAAAUGGGACACAGACCUUCCGACAGACUCUGCGAUCCUGAUGCAUGUGCUGUGUACAUACCUGGACUCACGACUUCCUCCACAUCCUAAGUAUCCUGAUGGAAAAACCUUUACAUCCCAGCAUUUCAUACAGACACCUGACAAACCGGACAUGUCCAAUGAGAACCUGUUUUGCAUUCAUCAAAGUAGCACAAACCCUCCUCAUUAUCAGCUUGUCUACCAGGGCCACAUCUACAGCUUGCCUAAGGGCAGAAAUAACUUGUUUCAUACCAUCCUAAUGUUUCUCUACAUUAUCAAAACCAAGGAGUCUGGCAUGCUGGGGAGAGUGAAUCUAGGCCUUUCAGGGGUGAAUGUACUCUGGAUCUUCGGGGACUGAGAUUGUCACGUUAUCAGAGGAAAACACUGCACAAGCCUUGGGAUGUGAUAAAGACUGUUUUUUACCUUUACAUUCUUGUGAUGUUGCAUGUUUUUGAGAUGCAUUGUACUGUCGCAUUACUUGCAACCUUAAUGCAAAUACAGAUUAUAGCACACAGUCAAGUCAUUUUUAGCUGAAAAAUGUUUUAACUCCAACACUGAGAUAUUUAUGACUUGAAACAGUGUCAAAAUGGAUUUUGUUCCACUGGAUUUUGUAUACAUAUUUUUGUAUUUCAUUCAUACAAGGAAAAACAAUGUAGUUAUACAUGAAUGUAAUUUCCUUAUGUUUAGUUUGGAUGAGGGGACACUGCAGGAAUUAUGAUUUUUUUUUUUUUUGAGUUAUGAAGCCGUUACUGGUAGUUUUUCUUCAUGCACUUGUAAUGACAUGCAACCAUGAACAAGCAUAAGUCAUACUUAAUUUUUAAAAACAGUUUGGUGUAGGAAUAUUAAUUUACUUGGUCUCAGUAACUGGCUUUUCUUAUUAUUCCUCACUUCUUUUGGCAAUAUACACAAGAGCUGGGAUGACAGAUGAUCCCCAACACUGAAUGCCAAAUUACACAUUUAACAAAAGUUUGUUGCUUGUAUUUUAUAUAAUGUCUGAAAUGAAACUUGAAAUGGAAUGAACUUCCACAUUUGUCUUUGGUUUUCAAAUGAAUAAAUGACCAGCAUUGUUCUUA